This is a messenger RNA of Stylonychia lemnae, 864 nucleotides long. NCBI's taxonomy places the organism in Eukaryota, Ciliophora, Spirotrichea, Sporadotrichida, Oxytrichidae. The record is from the annotation of a GenBank genome assembly.
AUGAAAGAGUCAGUUAUGGAAAAUAAAUCACAAGAUGAGCCUGAAAAAGAAUAGUAAAAGGUCGAAUUAGAAAACAAUAGAGCAAGUAAAUUAUCUUUUCUGGAAUCAUAAGAUCUAAAUACCUUUUAAAUUCUUGCUCAAUCCUAAAAAGUAACUCCAACUGCUGAGAAAAGAUAAAAGAGGGUAAUGAAGCUAAGUAGACUAAUACACCAGUUCAAAUCUAACACCAAUGCAAAUAGCACACCAACUGAGAUUAUGUCUAACAGGUAAAAAAUAAGCCAUAAAACUAGUAGAAGCUUUUUGCCAGCAAUUAGUCAUCAACAUAAAAAGGACAAUUAUGAAUGCUACUUUCAUUAAGAUUUACCAAUCAAACGGAUAAGAAAAAGCCCGAAAAAGAUGAUGAUUGAAAGUAGUGCGCCAAACAGAGUCCAUAAUCAAUCAAUAGUUGAAUAAUUUAGGGACAUGAUUAGCCCUAAAGCAAGAAAUCUCAGUGAUUUAAAGCACCACAUUAUUAUCAAGAGGAAAAAAGUACUUUAGCUAAAUACAAAUCAGUCUAGUGACACUUUGUACAAAAGCACAUUUUUCUUUAGUAAUAACAAAAGUCCAUACAGAGAGAAUUUAGUACUUAAUUAGGAUGAGAAUUUUAACUAAUUGAAAUCUUCUAGAUUAUUAUCAAGAAAAAAUCGGAAGCUAACCUCAGGGUUAUCUAUGCAAUAAAGUGGAUAGUAAGAAGAUAGAUAGCCUUCAUUAAUGGAAUCAUAAAACGGAAUAUAUCUUAAAAAUCUUGUCAAAACUCAGAAGUUUUUGAGUCAACAAAGAAUUCAGAUUCCUAUUAAUCCUAAAGAAAUUCAAUAUAAAUAGUGA